AUGUCCACAGCACUUGUGAGUCGUCCUCCUUCCCAGACAGCUUCAUUUCAUGCACCUCAUCAGAAUAGAUGCUCGUUCUCUUCAUCAAGUUCUGAAUCAAUCCCUCCGCUAACCAAAGGAAAACCUUCUUCUGAGUUUGAAGAACUCGAACAGCGGAUUGAAAAAGCUUUGAAAGAACGGGACAAUGAAUGGAGGAAGCACGAGAAAGCGCAAAUUCAAUUUCUUCAAAACGAGACAUCAAACAUGUUGAAAUCAUUGCAUAACGAAAUAAACCGACUUGGUAAUGAGUUGAGAGAAGUGAAAAGAAGAAGCGCUGCAGGCAACGAUGAUAAAUCUGAGGAAAAGAUAGCUGAACUGGAGAAAAUAAUUCAGGAGAAAGAAGGAUAUACAAAGAAUCUUGAGAAGAAAGUCACGUCUACCAUCCAAAAGUUACAGGAGCAGAUAACUAUUCAGAGUGACCGUAUUCGUCAAUUAAACGAAGAGCUCAACGACCGUAACCAAACAGUAACACAUCUUUCCCAACAACUUCGUGCUAUUAAACUACGCGAGGCCAUGGCUACAUCAACACAUCGCCGUCGUGCUUCGUCUCAACUAAACUCUACAUCACCGCCUGUCACCUCCCCGUCAUCCCCUCAUCGUAUUUUUCCGCCUGUAUCCAGUGGACUAUUAUCGGCUUCUGUAGCUGUUACUUAUCCAGGAGGAAGUCGAUUGAACAUUCAGAAAAGAUCAAACUCCGCAAUGCGAGCACCGACUAUGCCCAAUUAG
Messenger RNA from Caenorhabditis remanei, 765 nucleotides. RefSeq lists its product as uncharacterized. NCBI's taxonomy places the organism in Eukaryota, Metazoa, Nematoda, Chromadorea, Rhabditida, Rhabditidae. Bases 1 to 765 code for a protein of 254 amino acids. The transcript is spliced from 3 exons. The record is from RefSeq and is a predicted model, not a curated record.